Molecule: messenger RNA, 1791 nt
Organism: Vespa mandarinia (Asian giant hornet)
Lineage: Eukaryota; Metazoa; Arthropoda; Insecta; Hymenoptera; Vespidae
Source: RefSeq, a predicted model, not a curated record
AUGAAUAGUACGACCAGUGGGAUAAGCGAGCAUGGGAGGGAUACCCGUGCCACGGCGGUGUCAGGAAGGGCACCGCAGAUAGGCGACCUGGCCUGUGGUGCAUCUAAUGCGCCAGGAAGUGUAGAAAGGGAAGAGUGCCACUUGGAGAAGUGGCAAAAGGCUGCCAGGGCCGCUGAGGGCAUGCGGUUCUCCGGCCUGACGGUAAGAAGAAAAUCAAGGAAGAUCAAACGUGCGAGGCCCGGGGUCUACUCGUCCGAGGAGGAUGAGUCGGGGGUAGACUGGCGCGUGCUGGAUGAGGGAGGACCGGCGGAGACCCCCGCCUUGUCUCAGGUGGAGACUGAUAGGAAUAACUAUGGAGGGACUCAAGACCUCAAGGCUAAACUUAGGGCCAUGGAGCAGCGCAAUAAGGAAAUCACGGACGAGAACAUCCGUCUCAAGAGGGUAAUCAAAAAGAGGGAAACUCCCUUGGCUGGGAAAAGCCAAGAAAGGACCCCGGACGCAAGCCACUCAGACGGGUCGGUAAAGGCACUGGCAGAGGCUGUCCGCAGUGUACAGCAACAGCAGCAGCAACAGCGGCAUCAGACAUUGAGUGGAGCAGCGACUGGGGCUGGUGGACCACACAAGGGCCCCACACUUCGUGCUGAGUCCACAAGACCCCCUGCGCAGCAGGUAAGUGUAGGUAAGACACUAACCCCGCAAGAAGAUUUUGUGCAGGUGCUUGGCCGAAAGAGGAGGCGGGUCCAGAGGAGGGAAGCAAAUGCACUCUCCCUGGCUACGUCAAAGGAUGAUGUCAACGACCCUCAACCAUUGCGUGGACAGGCGCCCCCUAGGAAAAGAAGGAAGGGGAGGAGCGGUGCGCAACGACGGAAGAAGAGGAUGCAAAGGGAAAGAGAAGUGGCUGCAAUUUCCCUAUCCUGUACCGAGGAGACGAUGUACAGGGAUGCACACGUGCGGGCCACGAAGGGGAUCAACCUCAAGGACCUGGGAAUCGGCACCAUGUCCUGUAGGAGAGGACUCACGGGUGCCUUUAUAUGGCAGGUACGAGGCAAAGGGGCAAAUGCGAAGGCCGACCGGGUGGCGGCGGGCUUAAAGAAUGCUGUCCCAGGGGCAAAGAUCACCCGCCCCCUGCGCACGAGCACCAUAAGGUUGGUGGGACUGGACGCGUACGCUAACGGUACCGUCAUAAGGGACGCAUUUCUGGAGGUGCGGUCUGGAACAGACCCCAACCUCAUUAAGGUUAGAGAGAUCAGGAUUGGCAGGGUCAGAUUAGGCGAGGCAACUGUCACGGCUCCGACGCCUGUCAUCCGAGCGGCCCUGGAGAGGGGUAGAAUAGACGUGGGACUUACGAAAAUGAGGAUGCAUAAACUCAGGCAGCGGCCCCUCACAUGCCACCGGUGCCUUACUCGAGGACAUGUCGUGGCAACGUGCCUGGCCACUAAGUCCAGGACAGACCUUUGCUACGUAUGUGGGAAACCGGGCCACGUGGCCGAAUCAUGUACGGACAAAAUGGCGUGCCCGGUUUGCGCAGAUGCCGGCCGGAAGCAGACCAACCACCGUGCCGGUUCCUGGGAGUGCCCGGUUGUGUCUCCCAAAAAAUGGGUGGACAAGGUGUUCGUGAAGGCAUCAAAUGUUUGCCCGGAAGCAAUAACCCAAAAAGACCCGCAUAAGGUCGCUGAAAAAACUGCAGAGACAGUGAAAGUGACCGAGAAGAGAAGUGUACAGGAAGACAUGGAGGUGGAACAAGGUGUACCGGGCAUCUCAAUAGGGGUAGAAGCAGCGGAGAGUUCGUAG